GUAGAUUUGAGCUUCCGGUCAGUUUUUAAUGCGAUAUUAGUUUGUAGUUUUAUAAUUCCGGGUACCAGAUUCAUGAGCCAAUAACCCUGUUCCGCAGUGAUGCGAGAAUUUCAGAAAGGAGGAGUAAUUCAUUUUCUAACUGUGUAACCGGCCACCGGCUUAGACGGUUAUUCGGUAGCUUGUUCCUCUUGGCCGGCCUUGUUGUUGUGGCGGUGGGAACCGUGUGAAUCGGCCUCGGCUUGUGUCAAAAACACAGGUUGUUGUUUCCAAUAAGAACGCGGAAGGACUGCCCACUUCUCCUUCAGUACGGUGCUAGUGUUCAAAUCAAUUUUAAUAUGUGUUUAACAUAAAUCGAAUACCUCGUUUAAAUACAUCGUUUUUAUCUAUCAAUUUAGCAACACGGUGGUGAGGUAGCGAAGAUGGGGUUGGAUGAGGUCCUUCUACAAGGUACCUUGGCAAUGAGGGAUGACAGGAACAUGAGCUUUUACUGUCCAAAUGGUUCGGUGUGGGUGUGGGUCGGACUUGGGGAAUGUGCUCAAGAUGCUCGCGACAUGGCUAGCGUCUCCCUGGGCCUACUGUCCAUUGUGUGCUUCAUGGCGUCUCUUGGGCCGCAGUGCUACAAAUCAUAUCGCACUGGGAAUAUGGAUAGUGCCCUGUCUGUCUGGUUCCUUCUGUUGUGGCUAGCUGGGGAUAGCUGCAACCUAAUUGGCUCCUUUCUAGCCAAUCAACUGCCACUUCAGUGCUACACUGCAGUGUACUAUGUGAUGGCUGACCUGACAACACUGGCCAUGUACAGUUAUUUUAAGGCAAAGAAUUCUGGAUUUAGCAACAGGCUCCUGCUGAAUGCUGUGGGGGUCCUCAGCCUGGCUGGAGUCUCUGCCUUCUCUCUCCCAGUAGUCAGCCCACAGGUUGACGUUGUACAACAAGGGUUCAAAGGUCGAUCCCUGCUGUUUGUUCAUGAAGACAGCAGCUCCAUAAAGCCCUUCAGCACCAAGGAGAUCAUUGGCUUUACAGUUGGCUCAGUGUCGUCAUUGCUGUACCUGUCUUCGAGAAUUCCACAGAUUGUCACCAACUUUAUCAGGAAGUCAACGGAGGGGGUGUCCUACUUCCUGUUUGCUCUGGUCAUCCUGGGAAACACUACAUAUGGACUGAGCGUGCUGCUGAAGAACCCCGAUCGUAGCCGUGGGGAGGGCGAGGCUAGCUAUAUGGUCCACCAUCUGCCCUGGCUCAUUGGCAGCCUGGGAACUCUCUUCCUUGACCUGGUCAUCACUGUGCAGUUCUUGAAGUAUCGCAGAUCUCCAGUAAUGACAAAACCAGAUGAAAGGGCUCCUCUCCUGGAGAACAUAUAAUAUCUACAGCAUGUAGCCACGUGUGCUGAAUGGGCCCGUGCUCACACCAGAGGAAAUGCACAAUGUCUUUGCGGUAUGAUAAAUACUUCUCGCACGCACAGUACUAUGACCAAAAUAAAUCACAGAUGUUGGGAAGUUAUUAACCUCUCUGACAGAGUAAGCACUGAAUGCAGUAAUUACAAAAUGAAUCAGUGUGAGUGAAUUUUAUGGUGCUUCCUAUGUUCUUUGAUACCAAAAACAACUUGUCUUUUACAUAUAUAUCCAGUGUAAUUAGGUAGACAAUUAUACCAGUAAUUCAAGUUGGUAUGUUGUGUUUUUAUAAGGAUUGCCAUGUUCUUUUGCACAUACUUGGAUUAGUAUUUAGUACAUAACACGUUGCCAUGUGGCAUCUGAGGAAAUUGGCAUUAAUGAGAAAUCAGUGCCAAGUCCUACGUAUUCGGUUUGUGUCCUUUAAGUUCUCAUUCUCAGAGUUUAGAAAUCACUCCUAAAUCUAGAAUCCUUUAUGUAACUGAAACUGGUGCUUAAUGUAUUUGAGUUAUUGUUCAGUGACUUUUUUUUUAAUAGUAUGAACUUUGAAACUUUUAAUAUACUCUAAUUUUGUAUUUUUAAUUGUUACAGAUGUUCAGGUUUCAGGUGUGUUUUUAACUUGGGUGCAGGACUGUGGCCAUAUUCUCUCAUCUUCCUCGUCACAGUUAUUCUCAGUUAUUCAGGUGACAUAUGACUGCAGACGUGUCCUCAAUUUGUCUCCCCAUUAAAAUGCACUUUAAUCAGG
Paramormyrops kingsleyae is the source of this 2121-nucleotide messenger RNA. It is a transcript of the gene slc66a1, whose product is annotated as solute carrier family 66 member 1. The record is from RefSeq and is a predicted model, not a curated record. Gene Ontology annotation, cellular component: membrane. Gene Ontology annotation, molecular function: basic amino acid transmembrane transporter activity. NCBI's taxonomy places the organism in Eukaryota, Metazoa, Chordata, Actinopteri, Osteoglossiformes, Mormyridae.